CGGAGCGGUAGUGGUAGUGGCAGAGGCAGAGUCCCGCUACCCGCCAUGAGUCGUAAGCUGAGUGCCGGGAUGUGCGUGUGAGGCGGCCCCGCCAGGGCUGCUCACCGCCGGCUCCGAUCCUCAGGCAUCGGCGAGCAGCCUCUGGGCGGGCUGCGGGGCCGGGCGGCGAGGCGCUGCUGACCGGGCCAUGCCGUGUCGGCAGCUGCUCCACUCGCUCCUUCCCUUCCUCCUCCUCGGCUGGGUGUGGGCCUCUGGCGUAGAGUCUUCUCCCCGUUUGCCUGCACCAAGGGAUGUGACGGUUUAUUCCUAUAACUUUCAUAGUUCACUGAGGUGGUCACCUGUUAAAGUGGGCAGAGGCUUGGUGCUAUAUACGGUCCACUUUAAAACAGGGGCUUAUAACCGGUGGGAUGAGAUGAACUGCACCUGCAUCACCCAGACUGAGUGUGGCUUCCCCUGGUCGCUCAAGGAGCGGCGCUGGACCAUUUUUCUGCGUGUGCGGGCUGAGCUGGGAAACUUGACUUCUGACUGGGUGGAAACAGACCGGUUUGUGGCAGAGAGAAACACUACUAUAGGGCCCCCUAAAGUAAACAGCGUGACUGUAAGCUCUGACUCGCUUCUCGUUAGUGUCACACCCCCUUUUGGAUCUGGAGUGGGUGACUUUCUUCAGUAUCACGUGUCCUACUGGGAGAAUGUAACAAAUAUCACUGGAAAGAAGACAGAGACAAGCAAUACACUAUUCAAAAUCGGAAAUCUAAAGGAAUCGACACUUUAUUGUUUUAGAAUCCAAGUAGAACUGAGACCACGUUCAGAUCUUGGACUGCCAAGUGUCCCAGAGUGUUACAGAACUACAAUCAGCGAGGCAACCAGAGCUGGAUACAUUAUACUGAUAUUUGUGGCGUUGCUAUUUUCUGUCAAUGUGGUAGCAGUCGGUUUGUUUCUUCUGUGGAGACAUAAAAAACCAAUUAAAUACUGGUUUCGGCCACCUUUAGAAAUCCCAUCACACUUUGAAGAGUAUUUGAAGGACCCGAGCAUGCCUGUCUUAGAGGCGCUGGACGCCUGGGACGAUCCCCAUGAUUCUUUCUGUGUUGUCUUUGGUGAGGAAGGAAGCCAAGCUCCUGGCAGCUCUCCGGACGGUCAGGCCCCUGGGCGCAGCACCUCCAGUGCCAGCCACGUGACGUAAGCAGAGCUGAAGUGGGAGUGUCUGCGACACACCUGUGCUGAGGCUCCUCCUGGCAGCGGGACUGAAGUGGGGGAGCUGCUGGCUGCACACACUGUGAGCUCUGGACAAAACGUAGCUACUGCAGAAGCCUGAGGGUGACGGUGCUUCCAAAGAAUGGUGUGGAGCCCCAGCCUCGGUGUCAACUACUUGCGCUGUGCUACGCCAGGAACUGUGUUCUGCCAAAGAGACUUUUGAAAGGGGGAAAGUGCAAGGGAAACAAACACUAAAUCGCCUGAAGACAGAGAGGCGGUUACAAAACGCUUAUAUUAACGUUAUUUUAUUUCCCACCCCAGAUUGAAAUACAGCUUUGAGAAAUAAUGGCACUUUAGGGUAGGAUGUAAAACAACCUGCAACAUGUGAGUGACUUUCUUCUAUUGUGGCUUUUGUUUUGUUGCCUUAUUGGUGAAGCUGGUGUUGGCACUCAACGUGUAUUAUAUCCACAGCAGACUCCAGACUGAUUUCCUGAACCAUUUUAAGUAUGUGCAGUUUUCUGUGGCAACUUAUUUCCUCCAGAGAAAAAUAGAAGUCCUUUAUCUGCCUCCUACCACAUGCAUGAGAAGCAUUAAUCUUCUGUUCCUGCACUGAGAUAAGCAUCAUUCACAGCAGAACACGCUUCAAAAUGGUUUUUUCAGAAUUUAUAAUGUUUAUCAGUAAUUAUCAGACAUUAAAAUCUCUUGUUGCCUAUCAGAUGGGUCCUGCAAAUGAAAAAUUGACUGAGUGUUGUGAGUGCCUUGAAGCAGAAGACUAAAGUUAAGCCUUGCAUCACUGUCCUGUAGAGUCUGAAAGGUGUCUAAUAAAGCACAAAUAACAAAUGAA
Colius striatus (speckled mousebird) is the source of this 2035-nucleotide messenger RNA. RefSeq names its product interferon gamma receptor 2 (gene IFNGR2). Bases 188 to 1180 code for a protein of 330 amino acids. NCBI's taxonomy places the organism in Eukaryota, Metazoa, Chordata, Aves, Coliiformes, Coliidae. Gene Ontology annotation, molecular function: protein binding. The record is from RefSeq and is a predicted model, not a curated record. The transcript is spliced from 7 exons.